GGCGCCCCCCGCCUGCGACUCCGCCAUGGAAGUGCUGCGGCGCUCCUCCGUCUUCGCCGCCGAGAUCAUGGACGCCUUUGACCGCUCGCCGACCGACAAGGAGCUGGUGGCCCAGGCCAAGGCGCUCGGCCGCGAGUUCGUGCACGCGCGGCUCCUGCGCGCCGGUCUGGCCUGGAGCGCGCCUGAACGCGCCGCGCCCCCGGGCGGCCGCCUGGCGGAGGUGUGCGCCGUGCUGCUGCGCCUGGGGGACGAGCUGGAGCACAUCCGACCCAGCGUUUACCGCCAUGUGGCGCGCCAGCUGAACCUGUCCCUGCAGUCCGAGACGGUGGUGACUGACGCCUUUCUGGCCGUGGCUACACACAUCUUCUCUGCAGGCAUCACGUGGGGCAAGGUGGUGUCCCUGUAUGCGGUGGCUGCCGGGCUGGCUGUGGACUGCGUGCGGCAGGCUCAGCCGGCCAUGGUCCACGCCCUGGUAGACUGCCUGGGGGAGUUUGUGCGCAAGAGCCUGGCGCCCUGGCUACGGAGGCGAGGCGGAUGGACUGACAUCCUCCAGUGUGUGGUCAGCGCGGAGCCCAGCCUGCGUGCCCACUGGCUGGUGGCCGCACUCUGCGGCUUCGGGCGCUUCCUGAAGGCCAUCUUCUUCACGCUCCUGCCUGAGAGAUGAGCACCUUGAUACUGGAGGAGCCCUCGGCGCUGGACCAGGAGGCACUCGCCCACCCCCAAGCCCCCUGCCUGGGAGCCCUGUGGGCAUGCAGGAGGGACAGGCCCCUGCUCUGGAGCUGGGAGCACCCAGUUCCACUGCCCCCCGGAACUAGUGAGUUCUGCUUCCAGACCUGGGGGUGGGGGUGGGCGGGCUGGGGGCUGGGAAGGCACUCACCCCACUCCUGCAGGGGUCCCAGGACUGAGCUGGGCUCAGUCUCCAUGGGUUGCGGGCCCUGUAUGUUCAAGUGACGUGUGCACAGGCCUGGCCAGCCCAGGUUCCCCCACGCCCCACCCCAGGGUCCAGCACAACCUUAACUGGAGUGGACUGCUUGGCCGGAGUUUCAAGAGUGGGGGUGUGUCUCUGACCAGGACAGCAUCCUCCCAAUAAAGCCUCAUGUCCCCCA
Messenger RNA from Echinops telfairi (small Madagascar hedgehog), 1106 nucleotides. It is a transcript of the gene BOK, whose product is annotated as BCL2 family apoptosis regulator BOK. Gene Ontology annotation, molecular function: protein heterodimerization activity; protein homodimerization activity. The record is from RefSeq and is a predicted model, not a curated record. The transcript is spliced from 4 exons. Bases 26 to 664 code for a protein of 212 amino acids. NCBI's taxonomy places the organism in Eukaryota, Metazoa, Chordata, Mammalia, Afrosoricida, Tenrecidae. Gene Ontology annotation, cellular component: mitochondrial outer membrane. Gene Ontology annotation, biological process: extrinsic apoptotic signaling pathway in absence of ligand; intrinsic apoptotic signaling pathway in response to DNA damage; regulation of apoptotic process.